This is a messenger RNA of Pipistrellus nathusii (Nathusius's pipistrelle), 240 nucleotides long. Lineage: Eukaryota; Metazoa; Chordata; Mammalia; Chiroptera; Vespertilionidae. The record is from the annotation of a GenBank genome assembly.
AUGGCCUUGAGCAGGAAGAUGCUGUACUUUGUUUUUGUCUUUUUCUUCAUUUUGGCUCAAUGUCCAUCAGGUUCCUGGGCAGGACUCAAGUAUUCCCAGCCCUUCCCUGGAGGUGAGUUUUCUGCGUGUGAGCCAUGCAAGCUGGGGCGGGGCAAGUGCAGGCGGAUGUGCACUGAGGAUGAGAAGGUGGUUGGAAGUUGCAAGCUGAACUUCUUCUGCUGCCGACGGAGGUUCCAGUAA